UCAUCAUAACAUACAUGCGAUGAAUUUGUAUUACAUAACAACAUAAAGUGGCGCAAUUGUUUAAAUCUCUACUAUAAUUUUUUUUUUUUUGACGCGAAUUAUUUUCUUUUUCUAAAACGCGUGCGACAUUUUAAAUUUCCAACGAGGAGUCGAAUCUUUCCGCUCUUGUUCAAGUGUGUUUAAGUUCAUGCGAGAAAACUCUCUCGCCACACACCAUCACCUCUCUCUUCCGUCCGUAACACACGCUUUCGCAAUAUUGCCGCUGAUGAUGAGGAAGAGAAGAGCGCGGGAAGCAGAGGGAGAUUGGCCGUGUACCACAGUAUGGCGUUCGCAGAAGUGGGCCUAGCGACACCGCGGCAGCACCUAAUCGUCGUCAGUCAAUAUUUGAUAGGCUCGCGGAUCAAAUCGAAGCUUCGAUCUUGCGCUACCAGGCGGCAUAUAACAACGACCGGCGGCCAGAAGCGAAAGAACGACGGCGGCGACGACGACGUCGGCGAACCAGCGGCGGCGACCACCACCUUCUUGGCUAUCCUCGUGGAAGGAAAAACGCACCUGUGUCAAGCGCGCGCCGCGUGCGUGUAUCUCGCUCACAAACUCACUCGCGAAGUAACCAGCGGGCCCGAAGAGUGAGCUUCAAGAUCGCGUCGAAGUCACACACACGUUGUGUUAUCACACGACGAAUUUCCAUUCCGGAAAGAGAAAUUAAACUUCACACAAAAAACAGCCGACGCUUCUCUUCCUCAGUAACCGGUGACUUGACACGAUGGAAGAGAGAACAAUCAAACAGGAGAUCAAGAUAGAAUGGGACAAUCAUCACGCGAGCGAGAAUUCGCCUCAGGUGACCGGUACGGAUGAUCAGACAGCCGGAAGUCCUCAGAGUGUCAUCACAACCAGAAGACACGUGAGAACAAUCACCACCGCCGGUCACAUUACCGAGGGAAUAGCCGAGGUCGAUCCGGAGUCGCCGGAUUCCAACUCCGUAACCGGGAAUCUUCAUCAGGGUCUUCAUCAACAGAGGAACGAGCAACAACACGAACAACAAGCUCCGCAACAAACGCACCAACAGACGCAACAACAUUACGUGCAGAUAUCUCACCCGGGCGCCGAGGAUCAGCAACAAUCGGCGGAUCAGCGAGUCGUUUACGCCACCAGCAACGGGCACGAGGUUCAGCUCGAGGUGACGGAAACCUCCGAGGCCAUCACACUCACGGUCAAGGAACCGCCCAGAUACGAGGCACCCGCGCCGGACAGAACGGAAGUAGACCGGAUGUACGGUUAUCCCGACAGUCACGAAAUCCGCAGGGAGAAUCACGUCAUCACCGUGGCUGGGGAUCGUCGACGAACCAGUCAUCAGAGGUUCAGUCCUCACGAGUCCCAUCAGUCAACGGGAACGAACGCGAAUGCGAGAUAUCAGGGAUCGCCGGUGCUUACCGCCGCCGCGGAGGAAUAUGACGCGUCGACGAUCGUCACCCAAACCGGGUCCCAGGUCCAUCUAGGUUCGCCGGCUCAACCGUAUUCGCCGCCUAUCGAGGGAAUUCGCGCCGCGAAUCAGCAGCAACAGCUCGUGGCGACGAGCUACGCCGACACCGGCAGCGUCGUCAAGUACGACACCGAGGCCGCCGCGGCCGCGGAAACUAUCAAAGCUCCUAAUACGUACGCGAAUCUGGUGACGGUUACAAAUCCGCCCGCGCAGACUAUCGAGUACACGCAAUAUCUGUCGAACAACGAAACUUCGUUCCAACAAGCCCCGACGUACAGUUACCACAAACCGGGAGAGCCUGUCAUCUUCGCUUAUCCAUCGGCGCAGAUCGGAUCGAGAUCCAGCGAGGUGGAGUCACCCGGUAGCACGUACAUGAAGAGCGAUCCCACGUUAACCUCAUCCCUGACCGCCACCCGCGCGGUGCCGCUUUACGAACAACCUGGUUCGCCGAGUUCUCAACACGGAUUGACUCUGUACGGUGCGGGAUCGUACCAAUACGUGAAACCACCCACGUCGGGUGACGUUUACUGGCAAGCCAAUAGCACACCCUCGCCUCCAAUGGAUUACGUUCAGCAAUAUCAGAAUAGCGUAACCGCGAUCUCCGUCACCGACGCCAAUAUGCAACUUUAUACGGGCGGAUACAGCAUUUCGUCGAGCGCGAACGGACCGCCAUCCGCGUGGACCAGCAUCCCGCUUCCCGGUCCCGACGACGCGUUCGAGGGAUCUGUUAUGGCGGAACCGAAAGAGUGUGCCAAUUGCGCAGCGUCGAUGACGCCUUUAUGGAGACGCGACGGAUCUGGUCACUAUCUGUGCAACGCUUGCGGGAUUCACAGCAGAAUCAACGGCCUAACCAGACUGGGACCAAUGAGAUGUCCCAAGCCGAAGCAGUCGGUCACGCCGGUAAACAUUACCGGCGUGCGAAGGACGGGGGUUCAGUGUGCAAAUUGCAGGACCAGCACGACUACGCUCUGGCGUCGGAACAACAACGGCGAGCCGGUUUGUAACGCGUGCGGACUUUACUAUAAAUUGCACAAUGUGAACAGGCCUUUGAGCAUGAAGAAAGAAGGCAUACAAACGCGCAAACGUAAGCCGAAGAAUCACUCGGGCAUCACCGGAAGUCUUCCCGGUCCCAGUAUCCACAAGACCGAGAUCAAGCCCAGCUUACUCGUGGACUCGGUGCAGUCGAAUGUGUACACAAGCGGGGGUGGGGGUAAUGGAGGGGUCGAAGAACAUUGUUUUCCUGUAGGUACACCAACUGGGGCGCAAGUAGAGCACGCACACUCGCCCCUUACAUUACCUACCGCCGCUGUGUUGAAUCACCAAACCACCCUUACCGUGCCACCCAUAGAGCCAAUAACUAGUCAAUCCAGUAGCGACCUCGCCUCGGUUAUCACGUCAACUACGAUUGCUCGUACCGACAGAUCGUAGAAAUUCUGUUUUUAUCGACGGAAGAUGUAGAUGUUUUACCGAAUGUAGCUUAACAAAAAAAAUCGAGAUUGAUCGUUACCUAUAGAAAACUAUAUCGUAAUCGUAAAAAGAGCUAUUAUAUAGCUUGUUCUAAGCUAUAGAUUCUGCGGCGAGGAAAGGGAAGACAGCGUGCACAUAUUAUGUCUGUUCGUUUUACUUGAACUGGCCGCUCUAGGUCAGAGUUUAUCUUCUUUACUCUACGUUGGAAAAAGAAGGAUAAACUCUGACCUAGAGCGGCCAGUUCAGGUAAAACGAACAGACAUAUUGUGUUGCUGCCCGUCUCUAGCACUCAAGAGAUUCAGAUCCUUGGGCUCCAUGUUUGUGGAGCCCGAGGACCUGAAAAUAAUUAAAAUCGGCCAUCUGUGUAGCCUGGCAGCAAAUGCCAGGUUUUAGCAUCUCGGUCGAUAAAGAACUAGCGGGAGUCGCAGAAGAUCUUAUAGAUCUAGGUGACAAAGACCGGCCCAGUAGUCUCUGAGCGGCCUGAGUGCAGGGGCUUCGAACCCGGAGGUCCCGAGUUCUCGAAUCCGCUCACCACCUGGAGGAUGGUAAGGAUUUUUCCCGGGUCGGGGUCCCCUUCAACCGAAUUCAUCAGUUGAUCGGCGAAAUAAAUCGGGCCUCCUAUAAUUAAUCGGUCUGGAGGUUCGCAGCCCAGGCCCUCGGGUCUGUGAGUAGAGGUCCCGAGUUCGAAUCCUUAUCUUCGGAUUCUGGCCGGUCCUUCCAGUUUCGGGCACAGCUUCCCAGGGCAGAAAAAUGAAUUCCUAGGGAGAUCGGUAUACCUAC
This is a messenger RNA of Pseudomyrmex gracilis, 3727 nucleotides long. Its product is annotated as box A-binding factor-like. The coding region runs from base 764 to 2908 and encodes 714 amino acids. The record is from RefSeq and is a predicted model, not a curated record. NCBI's taxonomy places the organism in Eukaryota, Metazoa, Arthropoda, Insecta, Hymenoptera, Formicidae. The transcript is spliced from 8 exons. Gene Ontology annotation, biological process: positive regulation of transcription by RNA polymerase II; cell fate commitment; negative regulation of transcription by RNA polymerase II. Gene Ontology annotation, molecular function: DNA-binding transcription factor activity, RNA polymerase II-specific; zinc ion binding; RNA polymerase II cis-regulatory region sequence-specific DNA binding.